Messenger RNA from Rhinichthys klamathensis goyatoka, 2477 nucleotides. RefSeq names its product rabenosyn-5. The record is from RefSeq and is a predicted model, not a curated record. The transcript has 12 exons. The coding region runs from base 263 to 2383 and encodes 706 amino acids. Gene Ontology annotation, molecular function: metal ion binding. Lineage: Eukaryota; Metazoa; Chordata; Actinopteri; Cypriniformes; Leuciscidae.
CGCAGCUCAGAAAUCCUGUGAUCACGCCUAGUGAACCGAGAGUCACACGAUCAUCUAUAUGAUCACCGCUUUACUCUCCGUUUAAAGUGCUUUUAUUCUUGAUAUCUCUAAACAUUUAGUCUUAAGGGGAUGUUAAAAACACCGAAAGCUUGUCGCUAAGGAAUAAGUGAUGGAAAGGGUCUGGGGUGGCCGGUGCUGUCAGACAGGUGCAGCGUGAUCUCAGAAGCAGUGGAUCUGACACAGACUCUCACACACACACCUCAUGGCCUCCAUCUACGCGCCGUCAUUAGAGGACUCGGCUGAGGUGAAGGAGGGCUUCUUGUGCCCGCUCUGUCUGAAAGACCUUCAGUCCUUCUACCAGCUACAAGGCCAUUAUGAAGAGGAACACUCCGGAGACAACCGGCACGUCGGUGGUCAGCUGAAGAGCCUGGUGCAAAAGGCAAAGAAAGCCAAAGACAAGCUGUUAAAGCGGGACGGAGAGGAGCGGACAGACAGCGGCUACGAGUCGUUUUAUUACGGAGGAGUGGACCCGUACAUGUGGGAGCCGCAGGAGCUCGGAGCCACUCGCAGUCACUUGGAUUCUUUCAAGAAGCAAAGAGCUGCCAGAAUCGACCAUUAUGUUAUUGAAGUCAAUAAAUGCAUUAUACGACUGGAAAAGCUAACCUCCUUUGACAGAACCAGCAUGGAUGGAGCGCAAAUAAGAUCACUUGAGAAAUCGGUGGUAUCGUGGGUGAAUGACCAGGAUGUGCCGUUUUGUCCCGAUUGUGGAGGCAAAUUCAACAUCCGCAACCGCCGCCACCAUUGCCGGCUCUGUGGGUCCAUCAUGUGCAGGAAGUGCACAGAGUUUCUGCCUCUGCCAAUGGCAUAUAAAUUAACCAGUGGAUCCAGGGAGGCGCUGUGGGCUCCUGGCCAGACUGGCUCUCCAGGCCCGGUGACCCAGCAAACUCUUCGCCGCGGGUCCAUUAACAGCAUCUCGUCCGUCACCUCUGUGUUGGAGGAGAAAGAUGAGGACCGCGUGCGCUGUUGCCAUCACUGCAUGGACGCGCUGCUCCGGUACCAGCGAAAACUGGAGGAAAAAGACCACGUGCCGGAUAUCGUCAAACUCUACGAGAGGUUAAGGACGUGCAUGGAGAAAGUUGAAGCGAAGGCUCCAGAGUACACACGCAUGGCCGAGUCGCUCAAUGCUGGCGAGACGGCCUAUAGUCUGGAGAACGCUGCCGGUCUGAGGAUGGAGAUCCAGAAAUACUACGAGCUCAUUGACGUUCUGAGUAAGAAGAUCCUCACGCUGGGCCUGAAAGACGAGGUCCAGCCUCACCCGAAAGCCCUGCAGCUGCAGAGGAUGGUGCGAUACACAGCCACGCUCUUCAUUCAGGAGAAACUGUUGGGUCUGACGUCCCUCCCCACCAAGGAGAAACACGAGGAGCUUAAAGGGAAGAGAAGAGAGGAGCUGGAGAAAAGAGCUCAGCAGGAGAGACAGGCAGGCUUAGAGGCACAGAAGCGUCGGUUGGAAAACGAGAAGAACCGUCCGGCCCUCAGCACAAACGGUGAUGUUCCCGGUCCACGCAUGACCAAAGCUGCCGGCUGGCUCCCGCAGUCAGACACGCUACACACUCGCUCGGAGCUGGACGACCCGCUUCUGCAGCAGAUCAACAACAUCGAGUCGUUCUUACGCCAGGCUCGCUCCGCAAACCGCAGCGAUGAGGUGGCCAUGCUGGAGGAGAACCUCAGGCAACUUCAGGACGAGUUCGACACUCAGCAGACCAGUCGAGCCAUCAGACUCUCACAGAGACUGGCCGAGGAGACCGACCUCCAGCAGAGCCAGAUCCAACACCUACAGCAGAGAGAGCUGGAGCACAGAACACACACUAAAACCUCCUCCUUAGACUUCAGAGACAGAGAACCGAACCAGAGGAGAGAAGACGAGGAAGACGAGCGCUCCGUCGGAAGCCCAAAUCUGCUGGACACACACACAGAAAAACACACACCAGCCAGAAACCCGUUCGAAGAGGUCGAGGAAAAACCUUCAAACUCUCCGACGGCCAAUGGAAAGAAACAGUACAACCCAUUUGAGGAUGAGGAUGAUGAUGAAGAGGAAGAUGCUGGGAAAGCAAAGUCGCCUAGAAAUCCCUUUGAAGAAGAUUGUGAAGAUGGGAACCCUUUCAAAGAGGUUUCCGACCAGAUUCCAGCCGCGUCAAACAACCCGUUCGAUGAAGAAGAUGAUGACGACACGAUUGAGGAAGAGCUGCUGCUGCAACAGAUUGACAAUAUCCGAGCGUAUAUAUUCGACGCUAAGCUGAGCGGACGUUCGGAUGAGGUGGAGCUUCUGUCGGAGAACCUGAAGGAGCUGCAACACACACUACAACAGCAGAAGAGAAAACAGUAGCGGACCACGCUAACUCAUCAAAAAAAACUUUGUUUUCAGUUACAAACACAUGGAAGCUUGUUUCCGACACAAUGAAAAAUUAAAAAGGUAAUUG